GAAGCGCUUCUAGUUUUUUGUAUUAUUGUUCCAGCACGCAAGGAGAGCGGACCUGUGUCGCUUCGUUUGGGAAAUUGUAACAAACGGAUCUCUAGAACGACGAACGACACAGAGACGGCCGUGCUCGUGCAACAUAACACCACCCUCCUCGGUGCCUGCACACAUCCCCUUUGUCCAACUACGGCUCCGGAAAGGGCAACAACAGCACCACAUCCUCCCCGGUCCCCUAGCUGUGAGAACGCAACCUCGCUUGUGUGUGUGUGUGCGUGGUGAAGAAUCAGUGAAACCACAAGUGCAAAAGUGUGUGUGUAGAAGAAGUGAGAAAAAGAUAGAUAAAAAACGAAAACGCCAAGCAAGCAAAGCCGUUCAAGAAGCAGUAGCCUGCUGCUACAACAUUUCCGGAAGUGCGUGCUUGCGUGCGUGUGUGCGCGUGUGAUUGUGCAAUUGUGUGUUUGUGUGUGAAAGAAAGUUUCCAAUUGUGCGUGCCAGCGUGUGUGUGGCCGCCUAGUCGCGAAAGGGGAAAACACACAAAGGCAACAAACCCUUUGGCGCGCCCCUCCCUCAUUGUUAUUGUUGUGCUGUGCUUAGAGUGAAAGAGAGCGAGAGAGUGAGAGCGGGUGAGUUUUUCGCGCGUUCCGCAUUGUAUUCCGCGCGUACAUUUUCCGGGAGGGUUUUCCACGGAGUCAUCGCGUAGAAGCGCCGUAACAGCACCGAGUGUGUCCCUACUACCCGCCUUGUCGCGUGCUCGUGAUCGCGGAAGUGUGUGUGUGUGUGUGUGUGCGCGCGCGCGAGUGUGUGUGUCCGCCCCUAACUCCCCUUAAUUCAUCUCCACCGGUGCGUGUAAGGCGUGGGAUCGGUGGAAGGCGGCCGCGGGUUAUGCGCAACGGCUGAAUGGCGGCUGUCGGUGGCCCUGCCAGGCAAUCACGGGGGGUCUCCAUGAGUGUCUCGAUGUCGCUGGUACAAGGAGGAGCUGCCGGUGCGCCGCAGGGCGCCAUCCUGGCCGCGGCCGCACCCUACUUCCAGCCGCCGGCCGUCCCGCAGGAUGUCCAGCCGGACCGGCCAAUCGGUUACGGCGCGUUCGGUGUCGUAUGGGCUGUCACCGAUCCGCGUGAUGGACGCCGGGUCGCACUCAAGAAGCUGCCCAACGUUUUCCAGUCGCUCGUGUCCUCGAAGCGUGUGUUCCGCGAGCUGAAGAUGCUGUGCUUCUUCAAGCACGAAAAUGUACUCUCUGCACUGGACAUCCUACAGCCGCCACAUUUGGAUUUCUUCCAGGAAAUCUACGUGAUUACGGAGCUGCUCCAGUCGGAUCUGCACAAAAUCAUCGUCUCGCCGCAGCACCUGUCCGCUGACCACAUCAAAGUGUUCCUGUACCAAAUCCUGCGCGGGCUGAAGUAUCUCCACUCGGCGCGCAUCCUGCACCGGGACAUCAAGCCCGGCAACCUGCUGGUGAACAGUAACUGUGUGCUGAAGAUUUGUGAUUUUGGGCUGGCGCGCGUCGAGGAACCGGACCAAUCGAAGCACAUGACGCAGGAAGUCGUCACGCAGUACUACCGCGCGCCGGAGAUACUGAUGGGCGCCCGCCACUACUCGGCUGCCGUCGACGUCUGGUCGGUCGGGUGCAUUUUCGGCGAGCUGCUCGGCCGGCGCAUUCUCUUCCAGGCGCAAAGCCCCGUACAGCAGCUUGAACUGAUCACCGAACUGCUCGGUACGCCAUCGCUGGAGGAUAUGCGGCAUGCCUGCGAGGGCGCCAGAAGCCACAUGCUGCGGAGGGCACCGAAGCCCCGGUCACUGACCGCACUCUACACGCUGAGCACCCAUGCCACACACGAAGCCGUACAUCUGCUCUGCCAAAUGCUCGUCUUCGAUCCGGACAAAAGAAUAUCCGUGAUCGAUGCGUUGGCCCAUCCGUACGUCGACGAGGGUCGACUUCGUUACCAUUCCUGCAUGUGUAAGUGCUGUUACACCACGUCCGCCGGCAUGCGCCAGUACACCGGCGAGUUCGAGCCAUCCGCCACCCAAGCAUUCGACGACCUGUGGGAACGCAAACUGACCUCCGUGCAGCAGGUGAAAGAGGAAAUGCACAAAUUCAUUGCCGAGCAGCUACAGACGGGCCGCGUGCCACUGUGUAUAAAUCCCCAAAGCGCUGCAUUCAAAUCCUUCGCUAGCAAUAAUCAUCACAUAUCACCAUCAUCCAAUCAUCAUCAGUAGCAAGCAGGUGGCAAAACUGAUGCCCGUCGCGGGUAGCGCGCAAAGAGCUAGGAAGAAGCCGUGUGAUCCGUUGCUGAUGUUUGAAUACUCGGGGAAGAAAAAAAAAGGCAAGACGCGAGGUGGUGGUCUGCCUCACAAUCGCACUCGGGCAGGUGUGUCAAAUCAAGAUAGAGAAGCGCACGUCUAUUACUACUACUACUGCUAGCACAGUGCGUGCGAAGUUUGUCGAUCCAGUAGUUGGUGACCGAGAAAAGACCCCGCGACCAACACUAUUCCCCAAAGUGUUCGAUAAGAAUCGACAGAAAGCUGGCCAAGGAAGAGAUUUAAGAAAGCAAACAAACUGAACGAUGCGCUUGAAGAGAAGAAACUGUAAAUUAGUGUGGCGACUUUUGGAACGACUUGUGUCGGUUCUGUGCGCACAUGCCUUUUGCCCCUUAUGAGUUGUGUUUGCUUAUGGAAAUCAUCAACCAACGACCGUGUCACUACUCGUACGACCUGCUACUCAGCUUUAGAGGAUAAUCAUCACAUUGCAAAACGAAAACAGCACACGCGAUUUAUUUGCCGGAAAUGUGUGGAAGAACAGCCUUCCAUGUCACAUCAAACCACACAAGAAUAAUGCACCAGAUGCACUGUUUGAUGCUCCCCGUCUCUCAGACUUUCUCCCAUGCGCCUCCCAUCGGUGCAUCUUUCCGUGGGGGGACGACAUUCAAGAGAUUGUCACGAUAGCGAUAGCGGUGAUACCUAAACGUUUACCAUUAGCGUCACGGUGUCAAUCACUUAUCCUCUUUGUCACUGUGUGCACGUAUGUGUGUGUGUUUGUGUGCGUGCCCGCACUUUCGUGCCGCGGGGCCAUGGAUCAUCCGGCAGGAUACACACACGCAACUGGAAUGUUGGAUCGGGGGAAAACAGAAAGCGGACGUAUCACCAUGCUGCUACAAAUCUGUCCACAAGCCUUCGAUUUUUCGCAAAAUAGCUCAACCGUAGCCCAUCCAUCAGAACUGCCACCAUCGCCGCACCAGUGGGAAUGACAUAAUGAAGCAAUGGCCGCCUAAAAUGGAGCGAUGUAAAUGCAACCGAGAAUCGACCACCCCACCCCCCCGAACAAACCAACACAAAUCGACUCUUUGCAAGAUUGUAUCAGGAGCAGCGACCAUUAGGGGCAUAUCUGUGUUUUGGUGGCGUCAGUUUCUAGGUUCUAGAAGAAGAAAAUAACCCCUAAAACCUCAAGGUUGCCAUUCCUAUGGGACAAUCGGUGUCCAGGGGGGGUCCAAGCACUUACCAGAGCGCACCACGAACAAGAGCUCUCUCUGGUAAUAUGUUACGUGUGAAUAUCCAUGCAGACACACAAGCACACAUACACACACACACACACACACAGACUAUCUAUUGUACGGCUGUCAGCAUCAGAGCGCAACCAAGUAAAGGGGGGACAGUAUUUUUUGUUCGGUUUAGUAUGUGUUUUAGUGCAUGGGAUUAGGUUAUCAUAUCUCAUGAAACGCUGGGAGCUGCUAUGCUAAAGGACUACUGCUCAGUUGGAGUGCAGAAGAACAGACAGGUGUGUGUGUAGCAAGCAGCGUCAUCUGGGAACAAGAACGACUAAUUGGAAGGAAGAAUGUGUCGCUGUAACAAGCACACCAGUGUACGUCCGAUCGAUGAUGUAUGCAGAAUUAAUCGCUCAUAGCGCCGACGCAUCCUUUCGAUUACUUCAAUCAGUCAUUUCGCGUGUUACUUGACUUGAACAAAAAAAAAGACAAUUCCGUACAAACAUUCUAAAGGGCAGGUGAAGAAAACAAACAAACAAAACCAGUUCCAAACGCCGACAGGGAGGGAUUACAGGCCAUGCUUGCAAACACAACAAUCACAGAACCACAAAGCGAACUGUUCCGGGAUCGAGAUGAACCUUUUGACUGCCUAGUUUAAUUUAGCUUACGCGUGUACUUUGUUUACAUCAUCCUGUGUGUGUGAGUGGGCGAGUGGGCGAACGAAACAUACCGUAAACACCUGUAAAUAGCGGAAGAGAGGAAGAGGAAGCAUAAGACGGUACGAUUUAUACGAUUGAUUUCAUUUAGGAAAAUUCUCCAUUCUCCUUUUGUUUCUUUACUGUCGCGUCUUCGUUAGCUUUUAAGGCAUAUAGGACAAACAUUUUAAGCUUCGGAUGUAUGUGUCUGUGUGUGUUAGCAAAAGAAGAGCAAAACAAGACGCGCCAAACAGAACGCCAUGGUAUGUGUGGCGUGCGAAAACGGGAAAGACUUUAUAGAUUGUGAGUCAGGGGGAGGAAAAGAACGUAGCUUUCAUUGCUGCCGCUUCCCACCCCCCAAAAAGAGAGGAAAAAGAGAGCGAAGGUCAUCUCUCGCCCACGUGGUGAAACAAAUCUUUCAAUAAGAUCUCAUUAUUAGUGUUUUUUUUAAUUCAAUUACAUUUUUAGAUUAUUUUCCCCCCAAAACAAACCCCUAACUCUACCAAUACACACGCGCAAGAGAGAGGUGUAGUAGUAAAAGCAGCCGCAUACGCAAGUGCAAGCGUCGGCAAACCCUGCUUAAGAGAGUGAAUCAGUUGUGGGGGAGCGGUGGGCAGGUACAUUGGGUAAGAAGUGAUAAGAAAAACGGUUUUAAAUAGUAGAUUAUGGAAAAAAAACGGCAGCUGCAGCAUACACUCUGCAGCCUCUCGAAGGGGUACCACAGACACGCAUGUACCACAUUCUACAGGACAGGAGUUCGUUUGCAUUGCAAUCACUCAAUGUAAGCGCUCAAAAGCCGAUGUUUUCACAGUAAUGGAAAACGUUACAAUAGGACAGCUACCAUCAGGCAUGUACAGGUUUUUUUUUUUGCGUUAGCAGGUUAAGAAAGGAUGGAAUGAUAAUGAUGAUGGUUGCGUUUCUAUAGUACCACUGCACCCUCAGCUCCACGCGCGCAUCUCUGUACAGUAAGAGCGUGGAAGAGCCCUCUACCUUAGCGAGGUAGAGCGGGAGAGAAACAAAGGAGCAUACAAUAUAAAAUGAUAAACAAUAAGGUUGAAUGAUUGCAGGUAGCAGUGCGCUUUUUAACCAGCAGAGGGUUAAGUAAGGCGGGGGAAACUAAGCAGAGAAAGGAUAAUAUCCUGCACGAGAGAGAGACUGCGCGCGUGCAUGCGUUCAAGAAAGUGGUAGUAGUAGUAGCAAGUGUAAGAAGAAUAACCGCAAAACUAAAACUAAAACAAAACAAAACAAACAAAAACAACUCUAGCAAACGUGUUCAACGAUUAUGCGUGUUUAAGGUUAAGUAGAAGCAAUAAGAUUUUCACGUGGCGCGGAAAAGGUAUGGAAAAGGGCACUAGAAAAGCACAGAUUUUGGGGGGGGGGGGCGAAUGAUGCAAAACGUUUCAGAACACGGUAUAUAUCCGGUUUCAGUUCCGUGGGUUCCUGUAGUUUUUGCCUGCCAAUUCGGUUUAGGAAAGGAUGGUGAGGAAGAAGUGCUCACGUCGUGGUGUAGUGUACAAUUAGAUCAAAUUUUAGUUUUUUUUGUUUUUUUUCAUUCACGUGCACGUGCAACUCUUCACUUUAAAGACAAUUUAAAUGCGUUCUCUUGUCGCGGUGGUUUUCUCGUAAGCGUUCGGCGUACCUAAUUCAAUGAAAAUUCACUAAAAUUUUAGUACAUUUCACGCAACACCUUCGCGUGUACCGUUUUUGACCAGGAAGAACGCGUGGCGGAGAUUCCUAAUUCAUUUUAUGCGACUGAAGCGAACUGACGGAGAAGCACACACACACACACUGAGAAACAACAUCGAUUGUUUGCUCUCUUCCUCCAACGAAACACGCCACUGAGCGACAGGACCCGUAUGGCCGUAGGUGUGAAGGAGUGGUAUAAGCAUCUAGUUUAGCAGUAUAAAUUAGCGCCAAGCAACAAAAACUCAAAUAGAAAGUCACACACACUUACAUGAGAAUGAGGUCGGAUGCGCGCCACCAGUAGGUUUUAAGCAUGUGUAUAUUUGAUAAGGGAUCGAGUUGUGGUUGAGACAAUUUUUUUGAUUGCAAACAUACAAGUCCCCAAUAUAACAGAAAAAGAGAUAGAUAAAUGCGUGUAAGCAAAGAAGAAACAGAGAGAAAGCAAAGAAAGAGAGGAAGAGAAACACUGAGAGAGAGAGAGAGAAAGCGAGACACAUACAUAGGAAAACAAAUAGACGAAAGCAAAAACAA
This is a messenger RNA of Anopheles coluzzii, 6379 nucleotides long. RefSeq names its product serine/threonine-protein kinase NLK (gene nmo). Gene Ontology annotation, molecular function: ATP binding; MAP kinase activity. The coding region runs from base 892 to 2208 and encodes 438 amino acids. Gene Ontology annotation, biological process: protein phosphorylation; intracellular signal transduction. NCBI's taxonomy places the organism in Eukaryota, Metazoa, Arthropoda, Insecta, Diptera, Culicidae. Gene Ontology annotation, cellular component: cytoplasm; nucleus. The transcript is spliced from 11 exons. The record is from RefSeq and is a predicted model, not a curated record.